This is a messenger RNA of Marchantia polymorpha subsp. ruderalis, 1944 nucleotides long. The record is from the annotation of a GenBank genome assembly. Lineage: Eukaryota; Viridiplantae; Streptophyta; Marchantiopsida; Marchantiales; Marchantiaceae.
GAAUCACUGUCAGCGGGCCCCUGGAAAUCCUCGAGCGCCGCCAGCGCUCCAUAUCUCUGGCCUCGAUUUCCAUCACCAGCAGCAGCAGCAGCUGCCGAGUGCCCGGGAUCGGUGCUGCUUAAACUCUCGGCUCGUCAGCUCGACUUCCUUCUUCGCACUCCGGUUCCGUUUCUGUUUCUUCGCUUGAUCCUCUGUGGGAGGCCAUCCCCGUCGAAGCCCGGGAGAAGCUCGCUCGUGUUGUAGUUGCGCAGCGACGACGAUGGUGUUUUGGGGAGUGGAGGUCAAGCCUGGUAAACCUCACACGCACUCUCCAAGUGAGGAUGAGCUUUUCGAUGGCAGCACGCUGCACCUCUCGCAGGCCACUCUCGGGCUAGAAGGAAAGUCUAAGGAGCGGGCCGUCGUGAAGUGCAAAGUCGGAGAUGGACCUGAGCUCCUACUGUGCUCAUUGAUUCCCGGCGUCUCAGAGUCGUGCUCUCUGGACCUUCUGUUCGACCAGGAUGUCACCUUCUCGGUGGUCGGAUCCGCCAGUGUCCACCUUAUUGGAUACUACAUGCCUUUGGAAGACGAGGAAGAUGAUGACGACUACGAUUCCGAGGGAAUGUCAGAGGAGGACUCGGACGAGGACUCCGACGAGGAAAUGGACAGCGAAAUGGAAGACGACGAGAGAGUUCCUUCCAGUGUGAAAAUUGUGGAAAUUGACGAAGAGACUCCAUCGCCAGCUCCCCUGAAGCUCAUCAAGGGCAAGGACGAUGAAUCGAAGCCGGAGUCGAAGAGCGCUCAAAAGAAGAGGAAGAAGAUGGAGGCCCUCGGAAACGCCCCUACUGCCAAGCCGAAGACUCCUGCAGGCGAUGCCAAGAAGGUCGAAACACCAGCAAAGGCAACAGUCGACAGCGAGGAUGAAGAUGGCUUUCCUAAGAAUGCGCCGAACAAGAAGCAAGCCAUCAAGGGGGCCGAUGGAACACCUGCUCCUGCUGCGUCUGUGACCACGACACCCGGCGCUGCCACCCCCGAGUCGGCCGGGAAGAAGAAGAAGAACAAGAAGAAUAAGAACAAGGAUGCGCAGACUCCGGGCGCUGCGGCCCCUGCGGCUGCUGCUGCUACGACCCCCGAGCCUGCCAAGACUGCAGAGAAGCCCGGGAAGAAGGAGAAGGCGAAGGAGAAUGGCGCCGAGAAGACUCCUGGGGCCAAGACCCCCGCCCCUGCCACCAAUGGAUCCACUCCUGCCGCAGCUAAGAGUGCUAAGAAAGGUAGCCCAGCCGUGAAGAAGUUCCCAAAUGGUCUCGAAAUUCAGGAUGUUGCCAUCGGAAAGCCCGACGCCAAGCAGGCGAAACCGGGAAAGAGGGUCGGCAUGAUUUACACAGGAAGGCUCAAGUCUAAUGGCAAGGUGUUCGACUCCAACGUGGGAAAGAAGCCUUUUGAGUUCAGACUCGGAGUUGGAGAAGUCAUUAAGGGUUGGGAUGUCGGUGUGAACGGGAUGAGAAUCGGUGACAAGAGAAAGUUGGUCAUCCCCCCAGCCAUGGGCUAUGGAGCGAAGGGCGUGGGCGGAACCAUUCCAGGAAACGCUACUCUGGAGUUCGACGUAGAAUUAGUGAAUGUAAAGUAGAGCAGGCGUUAAUUUUGAGCCAGAUCUCCGUGAGCACCUGAUGCAGAGCUUUUUUACCCCAUUCGGUCGGCGUUUUCCUUUUGAAAAUUUGUAAUUUAUAAUGACUAUCAGGGACGGGAAAUGUGAAAUAUAAUUUGGAGAGCAUCAAGCCUCAUUCUUCCACCAGUCUAGAGACGGUAGCAUUCGGGUAUUUCCUGCCAGCAUUAGGAGGUGGGGGUUUAGGCUUGCCAUACGGUCGGUCAGGUUGUCGAACCGUAGGAGCAUUGAUACUGUUCUCUCCAUCCAACUUUUGUGUAGGUAAAUGAUUUUGAUUAAAGAGCGUAUGUCGUGAUCUUCAUUUC